UGAUGGUAGCUAGCAUCAACGGCUAAGUGCUGCAAUUAUCCUGCGCGCUCUAGCGAAGGAUGACUUUUACUUUGAAAACUCGCUGUGCGUGUGUGUGUGUGUGUUCUAUCAGCACUAACGCCACCACAACUGUAAAUCAAAGCGGAUCUGAAACUCAGGAACUAACAAACACACACAGGACAAUGUCCACUAAUGCAGGCACUGAAGACACAGAGGAAGAUGAUGUUGAAUUUGUGUCUGAGGGUCCUCUUAGGCCUGUUCUGGAGUGCAUCGACCUGCUGAGUGACGGAGAGGAUGAUGCAGGAGUGUGUACGAUUGAGGAGCAGGUGGACAGACAGAAGGCUCAAGCAGCUUCAACCUUGGACAGACUGGCUCGCCAGGUAGCUGUGGAGAAACAGGAGCGGGCAGAAAAAUGCAAAGCCUUUAAGGAGAAGAUGAUCUCGCAGCAAGCUCACGGCCGUCGUGAGUUGGCAGUGAGUCGAUGCAGCAAUGAGGACAGCAGUGAUGCCAAACGCUGCGUGGACAUCUGGCUGAAAAUGCCAGGAUUAAAGCCUGGUAUCCUCAAUACUGGCAUGGGCUGGAGGCGCAGACCUGCUCCCAAUCCCUCCUUAAGGUCCGCCCCUCAAACCUGCCCUGUCAUUAACUGUGGACGGGUAUAUGAAAAUGUCCCUCUGCUUGAGGGUCACCUUAAAAGAUUUGACCACUCUCCGUGUGACCCCACUAUCACGCUUAAGGGCAGCCCUGCUUCUGUGUACGCAUGUGUGGCCUGUGGUCAUCAUUUUGACACCAAAGAGCAUUGGAGAAUGCAUCUGGACUUACAGUUGUCCUCCUCUAAUGCUGGUGGUCAUGACAGCACUCAGACCUGCCAGUUGAUUGUUUGCUUCGCUUGCCCUGCCUGUUUCCUCCUCUUUAACAUCAAAGAUGAGUGUCUCCAGCACAUGACAGCCAAAAACCACUUCACUCAGUCUGUCUGUCUACACGAGAUGAAGUCAUCAGGGCCAAUUCCAGUUCCACGAUAUGCAAAGAACCGACUAAUUGCUUUAUGCAAAGAUAUUGCAUUUAGAGUCAGAUGCACAGCUUGCUCAAAGGUGCUUACUUCACACAUGGAAGCCAAGGCUCACUUCAAUGUGCACUGCAGGCAGGGCUGUGCUAUUGCAGAAGCUGAUCAAAGUGUGGCUGAGGUCAUGAAGCAGCUGAUAGUUUUGAGCCAGUGCUCUUCCUGCUCCAAAAUCUUCCUACGCCAAAGACAGAUAGAGGAACACAGAGAACAAACACAGCACGAGGUGGAGAUGAUCAGCAGCAUGGAGCGAGCACUUCUAGUCUACAGCAACUACAGCGAAAUCCGACACAGCCUCAAGGGUACCGCCAGUCACCCCUCUAAACAUGCCAAUGCAACCAGAUCGUCAUCGCACAGGGAUAAAAGAGACAAAAACGACUGUCUUUGGUCUCCUGCCAAGCGGCAGAGACUCUCCAGCUCGAGUCCUCAAGCUAAGUGUGAUAGAGCCUCGAACCUCGCAUGGUUCUGCGAGUGUGGCCUGCAGUUCAUGGAGGAGGAUCAAGCCAGCAAGCAUCUUUUAGCAGCCAACCAAAUCUUUCACAAGUGUGCCGUCUGUGGCAAGCUAAUGGGUGAAUCGUCCAUCGCUCGUUUGCACAUGAGCAGGUUCCAUGGUGGCGCUCAUCUGUCCAACUUCCUUUUCCACUGCAGACUGUGCAAAUUAGACAUGCCAAGGAUUGAAGAGAUCCUGUCUCAUGUUGGUGUUUCCCAUCAAGGGCACACCUACUAUGAAGAAAGAGAAAAAACAAAAGCUGAAAGCUUGUCUUGUCCUUCUCAGAAACCGUCCACUAGGGUAGACAGCAGGCCAGCUGUUUCCAGUCCACAUGAAGGCAGAAGCAAGGAACGGUGGCUGUGCCGAAUGUGUGAGGACAUAUUUGACUCUGAAGCGGUGGUGCUCAAGCAUUGCAGCGAUGUGACCAGUCACAGCUUCCAGAGGUUCGCUUGUGGCCACUGUCCACAGAAGUUCUUCAAAGAGUCGACGCUCCGCCGGCACUGUGCUAAUGAGCACAAUAAUCAGCUGCUCCUUCGCUACUUCUGUGGACUCUGCGACAGCAUGCUGUAUGACUCUGAGCAGGAGUUCCUAGAGCACUAUGAAAACCUGCACAGCAAGGAUUACUACCACUUGGACAAAAUAGAGAAUGGAUCUCUUUCAGUCCCAGAGAGUUCUGAUGAGGUACCGACAACAAGUAAAAGCCUUCCCCAACUCUGUCCAUGCAUGGGCUCCCAAAAAGCCAAAGAGGAAACCAAGUCCACCUUUACAAGAUGCAUGAAGCAGCUGGCCAUAGAAGGCAAAUGUGGAUACGUCUGUCAGCGAUGCGCAGCCAAGACAGGCUCUUACGCUGAGAUGAAAACACACAUGCACUUGAAGCACGAGGCCCUGGGUAAGGACAAAAGCUUCGAUGUCGUCUGUGAGUCAUGUUCCGAGAGCCACAAGGACGUGCCCAGUUUCCACUCACAUUACCAUGCCCAUCACUGCUUAUUGGAACCGUGUAUGUCCUCUCGAUGUGGUGGAUCAAGCAAGGACGACGCCCCGAUCACGAAGAUUCUGAACGCAGAGGAAAUCUCUGCCGAAAAGAAUGUUGAGGAGUUUCAGGAUGUCAAGAUAGCCAUUGCUUCAACUACCACUUCCAAAGAUAAUCAGGAACACCUUUUGUUUCCUCAGAGGACAUUGACGAGGACAUAAAACUGGCUUUGGCUUUAAGUGCAGAAGAAGCGAAGAAGCCAACAGCAUUUGACCAAGGUGCGUCAAGUUAUUCUUUUGCCUCAAUGUGCACAUAGUUCCUGAAAGUGUACGACUGAGCUUGCAUUCAUUAACCGGGUGUUUAUUUUUGCCAGCUAUAUGUCUCUGAAAAGAAGUACCAGCAUAACUGUGCAAUCAGCUUGGUAAACUCUCACUGGGCUGUUAAAGGGAAAAGAAAGCUUGGGUGAUAAGGGGCACUCUUUGAGGCCUUGAUUACACGGCAUGGUGUUUGGGGCUGUCUGUUAAGUGUCUUAGAUGCACUCUUUAUCUAGCACUCUAUCUAGAGGCAGUUGUGGAAAAUGUAUUUAUACUGAAGAAUUAGUCAAAGUUCAGUCAGAUUGCUAGAACUCAGAUUGGUUAGGAAGUAGAAGUAUAUAUCCAGCUGAUAACAAAAUCAAGCUCAUAGGCUGAGCCAGAUUUUUUGCGACAAACCACCAAAUUUGUAGGUUCUUGGUUCUGAACCACUUCACUGUAGCUUUAUGCUGAGGGUUUUUAUUCUUUUCCGCCCCAGUCUCAAGACUGGACCAGGUUUUCUUUUAGAAUUGCCCUGUAUUUGGUUUCAUCCAUCUACCCUCAAACCUGAUCAGUUUUUUUUUUUAAGUCCCUGCUGAUGAAAGGCAUUUUGACAACAUGAUGCUACCACCAUCAUGUUUCACUUUGAGAUUGGUGUGAUUCUGAGGGUAAGUGCUUGCACCAGGACUAAUUUAGGGGUUUAACAGCAAGAGGGUGAAUUCUGCAUCAAUAUGCGAUCACAAAUUGUUAUUCCCACCACCACCACCACCAAACUUCAAACUAAGUCCAUUUCAGUUCUAGGUUAUAACAAUAAAAAUGUGGUAAAGUUUCAGAGUGAAAACUUAUGCAAGUCAUGGUAGAAAGUGCGAUGGACAGACUGAGUUGACUAAUCAUGGAAAAAUUACUAGCAAACAGGACUUCUAUGUUUCACAAAGGCUAGAGAGGCUUAGCGGCAUGUCAGCCAUUUUCUGUUAAUAACUGCACAUCUCAUCUUAAGAUCAGAAUUAUUUAUAUUAAUCGAGAUUCACUGGUGAAAGAUUCCUGAAAAUAAACUGGAACCUAUAUGAAAUAUUCUCACUGCAUGGUUCAUACAUAGGUUAACUAUUCCUUUUCUCUAUGUCCACCAUUUUGUGUGACCAUUUUGUCCCCACUUGCUAAUUAUUAGAACAGUUUUUUGUCUUUGGUACAUUAAUGCACCCUCUAUUUCCUUCACAUAUAUGACAUGUACAUGGGAAUUACUUGAUAUCUAAUUUUCUUUUCCAAUUUCCUCAUUUUGACAGAGCUGGAAGAGGCUCUGAAGAGAAGCCUGGUGGACUUUUGAUCAGAAGCUACACACAUACACACCAUUUGUCCUUUAUUUUCAUGUUGUUUAUGUAGCGACUGUAAGCUGUUAAAUAUUUUUUUGUGAAUGUGUUCUGAGGAGUAAAUAAAGAAAACUAAGCCUA
Pangasianodon hypophthalmus (striped catfish) is the source of this 4252-nucleotide messenger RNA. RefSeq names its product zinc finger protein 451 (gene znf451). The transcript is spliced from 12 exons. The record is from RefSeq and is a predicted model, not a curated record. Gene Ontology annotation, cellular component: nucleus. Gene Ontology annotation, molecular function: DNA-binding transcription factor activity, RNA polymerase II-specific; sequence-specific DNA binding. The coding region runs from base 60 to 2738 and encodes 892 amino acids. NCBI's taxonomy places the organism in Eukaryota, Metazoa, Chordata, Actinopteri, Siluriformes, Pangasiidae. Gene Ontology annotation, biological process: regulation of transcription by RNA polymerase II.